UUUCGAAGGAGGCAAUUGCGUUUAUUAUAGAUUGUGCAAGAAAGUUGCCUAUUACAACACCUAAUUUUCAAGACCAAGUUGAAUCUCCUUAUUACGGUUCCAGUAGAUAUAAGUAAGUUAGGAAUAUUGAAAAGGUUUUCAUCUUUUCAAAUUUACGUUAUUGACCUACGGCUAUAAUUUCUUUUUCAUCAUGCCGUCUGAAGAAAAGUCUGCAAUUCCUUUUCCAGUUACUCAGUCUUCAAAUCCGCAGAAACAAUGGCUCCCUAAGUAUAUCAGAAUAAGCUUAUGUCUUUUUUCAGCAUGUUUCUUUGUCAUCCUUUAUAAAGGACCGCAAUUCUUCAUAUUUUCUUCAUUUUCGACUGCAGAGCAAAAAGCUCACUUUGUACUGACUCGUUUUCCUUUAAUUGAUGGUCAUAAUGACUUUCCCACUUUUAUUCGUGAAAAUUACGAUAACAAAUUGGCUCAAAGCGACCUUCACCAUACUACUGGUCAUACCGAUAUAAAGCGUCUUAGAAGUGGCCAUAUAGGUGGGCAAUUUUGGUCUGGUUUUGUUGAAUGUCCUCCACUCGCUCCAGAUAGCUUUCUUGCAUGGAAUAGAUCUGGCGAACAUGAAGCUGUUCAGCAAACCUUGCAGCAACUUGAUCUGAUUAAGCGUAUGAUUGACAAGUACCCUAGCGACUUCUCUUUGGCUACUAAAAGUAAAGAUGUAAAACAUAACUUCUUACAAAAACGCAUCUCAAGUAUGAUUGGUAUUGAGGGUCUGCACCAAAUUGCUGGAAGCCCAUCUAUACUACGACGCUACUACGAAUUGGGAGUGCGGUAUGCGACGCUCGCUCAUAAUUGUGAUAAUGUUUUCGCUGAUGCUGCUGUCGGUGGUAAGCAAACUAAUGGUGGAUUGUCAGAAGCUGGACGAGCUCUGGUCCGUGAAAUGAAUCGUCUCGGCAUGAUGGUUGAUUUGUCCCAUGUAACGCCCGAAGUUAUGCACCAGGCUUUAGAUGUUUCUGUAGCACCAGCCUUUUUCUCCCAUAGCUCUGCCAAAGCCAUCCAUAAUCAUCCCCGAAAUGUUCCUGAUGAUGUCCUUUUAAGGGUUAAAGAAACAGACGGCGUUGUUAUGGUCAACUUCUACCCUGCGUUUAUCAGCGCUACUCCUGAAAAUACGACAUUAGAGACAGUAGUAGAACAUAUUCAGCAUAUUGCUAAAAUUACUGAUUCUUAUCGCCAUAUUGGCCUGGGCGCAGAUUAUGAUGGUAUCGAAAUGGUUCCAAGAGGACUCGAAGACGUCUCGAAAUACCCAGCUUUAUUUAGCAGAUUAGCAGAUCUGGGACUCUCUGUAGAUGAACUUAUAGACAUUUCGGGUCGCAAUGUCUUGCGCGUCUGGAGAGCCACUGAAAAAGCAUCCCGUGAAGUACAUGAUCCACUUUUCGAAUGGGAAGAUGAUCUUGGUAAAUAAUUCGUUGUUGAUUAUUACUUAUGCUGUUUAAUAUCCAUACUCGUUGCCAAGUAAUGAUUCCUAGUACACUGUGUCACAAUGCUUUUGUUAAAUACCUAAUACUUUUAUCCACUUAAUACGAAUAGAAAUAUGUAGACAAUAAUGUAUUAGUUAUAAAUUAGUAUUAGUGAUUUCCAACAAUACUAAGCUAUGAUGUUUUACACCGAGGAAACGUCUGAUCCUCAAAUCCCUCUAGCUCUUUUUGCUGAAUUUUAGGGUCAAAAGAAAAAAGCGAGCG
Schizosaccharomyces cryophilus OY26 is the source of this 1727-nucleotide messenger RNA. Its product is annotated as dipeptidyl peptidase. The coding region runs from base 191 to 1450 and encodes 419 amino acids. NCBI's taxonomy places the organism in Eukaryota, Fungi, Ascomycota, Schizosaccharomycetes, Schizosaccharomycetales, Schizosaccharomycetaceae. The transcript is spliced from 2 exons. Gene Ontology annotation, molecular function: metallodipeptidase activity. The record is from RefSeq and is a predicted model, not a curated record. Gene Ontology annotation, biological process: proteolysis.